This is a messenger RNA of Schizophyllum commune H4-8, 1531 nucleotides long. RefSeq names its product DnaJ-domain-containing protein. Gene Ontology annotation, biological process: protein refolding; response to heat. The record is from RefSeq and is a predicted model, not a curated record. The coding region runs from base 28 to 1311 and encodes 427 amino acids. Gene Ontology annotation, cellular component: cytoplasm. The transcript has 11 exons. NCBI's taxonomy places the organism in Eukaryota, Fungi, Basidiomycota, Agaricomycetes, Agaricales, Schizophyllaceae. Gene Ontology annotation, molecular function: Hsp70 protein binding; ATP binding.
CCUUUUCUUCCUGCAUUCUUUCACGAAAUGCCUGUCGAGACGGAACUCUAUGAAUUGUUAGGCGUGUCGGUGGAGGCGGGGGAAGCGGAGAUCAAGAAGGCGUAUCGCAAGAAGGCCAUGCAGCAUCAUCCGGACAAGAACAUAGACGACCCUGAUGCUGCCCAAAAGUUCCAAGAGAUCGCCGCUGCCUACGAAAUCCUGAUCGACCCCCAAUCGCGCGCCGCCUAUGAUCGCAGCGGGAUGGCCGGGCUGAACGGUGGGCCCGGCGGCCCUGCAGGCUUCGACGCGGCGGACCUCUUCGCCCAGUUCUUCGAAGGCUCGGGCAUGUUCUUCGACUUCAACGGCGGCCCAGGGAUGGGACGGCGGAAGGGCAAGGGCGAAGACUCGGUCAUCCCGUACGACGUGACGCUAGAGGAUCUGUACAAUGGCAAGACCGUGCAGAUGAAUAUCCAGAAAGAGGUACUGUGCGGGGUGUGCAAGGGGUCUGGCGCGCGAGGGAGUGCGAAGCCGAAGCCUUGCACCAAGUGUGAAGGAAAGGGCUGGUCCUUCGUGCAUACCGCGAUAUCACCGAACCAGUACGGCACCUCGCGUGCGCCGUGUUCUGACUGCAAGGGCUCCGGCGAGAAGUUACGUGAGAAGGAUCGCUGCAAAAAGUGCAAGGGCGAGAAAACGGUGAAGGAGAAGUCCCGGCAGGAGAUCCACAUCGAGAAGGGAAUGACGGACCGGCAACGCAUCGUCCUCGCAGGCGCCGGAGACCAAGAACCCGGCGUUCCCCCAGGCGACGUGAUCUUCAUCCUAAAAGCCGCGCCACACGACUCAUUCGAGCGCUCCGGCAACGACCUCCUCACGCAUGUCACCAUCACACUCUCUGAGGCGCUCAUGGGCUUCUCGCGCAUACUUGUAACGCAUCUAGAUGGCCGGGGGAUCCAGGUGUCGUCCCCUCCGGGCAAAAUCAUCAAGCCGGACGACACGAUCGUGCUUCGUGGGGAGGGUAUGCCUGUGCACAAACGGCCAGACACGAAGGGCGAUCUGUACAUCCUCUUCGACGUCGAGAUGCCUGACGCGCAAUGGCUCAAGACAGUCGACACCAACGCCCUCUCCGCCCUCCUCCCCCCCAAACGCUCGAACCCCGAGCCCGCGCCGGAGAUCGUAGAUGAGGCUCCCUACGAGGAGAUCGACAUCGACGACGUGCGUGGGCGCUCAUUCCCUGCCGGGUCUGAUUUCUUUGACGGCGCGCAGUUCGGCGAGGGCGAGGAGGACUGGGAGGACGACGAAGACGACGAACAUGAGCCCGAGUGCAGGCCGCAAUAGACGGAUGCCAUUCAACCCAUGACGCGCUUCAGAGUCGUCCGCGGGACGGCAGUUCUUGCCCGUGGUGUGACAGCCCGGUGCAACAGCCCUCGCUCGCGUUGCAGUCGUCGCCCACGACGAACGAAGGCGCCCUUGAUGAUCUACUACUACCUACCUACUUUUACGACGUUGCUUUCGACCUACCGUAUCGUAUACCUGACCGCUCGUUUCAUACCCGCCA